AUGGCUGAACAAACGACGACAUCAAAACCCGAAAAGAAGCCGGUAACUGGCGACUACGACCUCUCGACGCCAAUUGACCCCAAUUCCACGGGGUUGCGGCAAGGUCUGACGUCGUAUGGCGACGCCCACUUCUCCCUCUUCCUUCGGAAGGUCUUCAUUAAGGCCCUCGGUUACAGCGAAGAUGCCCUCUCGCGGCCCAUCAUCGGCAUUGUCAACACAUACUCCAGCUUCAACCCUUGCCAUGCAAAUGUACCACAGCUGAUUGAGGCUGUGAAGCGCGGCGUCCAGCUUAACGGCGGCUUGGCGAUAGACUUCCCCACUAUCAGUAUUGCUGAGAGCUUCGCAUCGCCGACGAGCAUGUACCUGAGGAACCUGAUGAGUAUGGAUACGGAAGAGAUGAUCAAGGCCCAGCCAUGUGAUGCUGUUGUUCUUAUCGGAGGAUGCGAUAAGACGACGCCGGCUCAACUAAUGGGCGGCAUCUCCGCCAACAAGCCUAUCUUGCAUUUGGUAACAGGUCCUAUGAUGCCUGGAAGCCAUAAAGGUGUAAGAAUCGGCGCGUGUACAGAUUGCCGCAACAACUGGGCGGCAUACAGAGCCGGUAAGAUUGAUAUCGAAGACAUCUCAGCCAUCAAUGAUGAGCUUGCGCCAACGGGCGGAACCUGUGGCGUCAUGGGCACCGCAUCAACGAUGGCGUGUAUCCUAGUCGGUCUGGGCAUGAUGCCUUUCGCCGGCGCAACUGCGCCAGCUGUUUCCUCCGCUAGACUUCGUAUUGCUGAGCAGACCGGUGGCCUUGCCGUGGCGUUGCACAAGCAGAGACUGAAGCCACAGGAGCUGCUAACCCGCGAGUCUUUCUUGAACGCUAUCACCGUUUUACAAGCUAUCGGCGGCUCGACCAACGCCGUCGUGCAUUUAAUGGCGAUCAUCGGUCGUCACCCAGCGGUAGCUGGGACCAUUACACUCGACACAUUUGAUGAGAUCGGCCGCAAGACGCCACUUAUUGUCGACCUGAAGCCAAGCGGAGACAACUACAUGACUGAUUUCCACAAUUCCGGCGGGAUGUUGGCUCUCCUGCACGAGAUCAAGCAUCUCUUGCAUUUAGAUGCCAUGACGGUGACGGGUAAGACUCUGGGAGAAGAGCUGGCCACGACACCAUUCAUCCCCGUUCCCCGAGAUAGCUUGGUGAACUGUCUGCAACCUUUCAACGAUCCUUUGUACCCCGCUUCUGCGCUGGCCGUUCUCCGAGGAAACAUCGCUCCAGGAGCUGCUAUAAUCAAGCAGAGCGCGUCGAAAUACAAACACUUGUUGAAGCAUUCUGGUCCUGCUGUCGUGUUCGCCGGUUCCGCAGAUCUUGCCCGCCGAAUCGACGACCCGAACUUGGACGUCACCCCUGACAGCGUUCUUGUUUUGCAAAAUAUUGGUCCCGUGGGUAACCCAGGAAUGCCAGAGGCGGGACUUAUUCCUAUUCCCAGAAAGCUUGCCGAGCAAGGCGUGCAGGACAUGCUGCGUUUGUCUGAUGGCAGAAUGAGCGGCACAGCUGGCGGGACUAUCGUGUUGCAUAUCUCGCCCGAGGCAGCGGAUCCAGAAUCUGUCCUUGGCAUUGUCAGGGAUGGCGAUAUCAUCACUUUUGACGCGGAGCAACGGAUCAUCAAGGUUGAAAUAUCUGACGAGGAGAUACGCAAGAGAAUAGAUGAAAGGUUGCAGGCUCUGGAGAAGGAGGAGGCAAAUGGCGGCAGUGAUGCGCCCUGGGUCGCUAAGAAGCGAAUCAGGGGCUACCGCGGACUAUACCUGCGUUCAGUCAACCAGGCUGAGGGUGGAGCAGACUUUGACUUUUUGACAGCAAACGGACCUGCAGGGGGUUAUUGA
Colletotrichum truncatum is the source of this 1863-nucleotide messenger RNA. RefSeq names its product dihydroxy-acid dehydratase. The record is from RefSeq and is a predicted model, not a curated record. Gene Ontology annotation, molecular function: hydro-lyase activity. NCBI's taxonomy places the organism in Eukaryota, Fungi, Ascomycota, Sordariomycetes, Glomerellales, Glomerellaceae.